Biomphalaria glabrata is the source of this 1130-nucleotide messenger RNA. RefSeq lists its product as uncharacterized. The record is from RefSeq and is a predicted model, not a curated record. NCBI's taxonomy places the organism in Eukaryota, Metazoa, Mollusca, Gastropoda, Planorbidae. The transcript is spliced from 6 exons. Bases 123 to 929 code for a protein of 268 amino acids.
CGGAAAUAUAUGGGACACAGCUCUGUAAACACGAGUCUUUUCUUACAGAAAUGAUGCGCAAAUAGCACUAUGCAAGAAACAUAAUUGAGUAGCUUCGAGACUGUACAAACUUUCAAACAGGGAUGCUGAUAAUCUUAUUACUUGAUUGUGUGGUCCUAUCAUAUACGAGUGAUGAUAUUAUCAACAAACAAUUCAUCGAACACAAGGAUACCUUUGAAAUAACAUGUGACAUAAGUAAAUACAAAGCUUCAGGAAACUCUCGUCCGGGAGCGUUCGUCAGUGAGCUGAAGGUGUCCAGAAUGGUUGGCAACGACUAUGACUACAAAGAUAUAGCGACUCUAAUACCAAACAUUAUAAUUAGCCCUGUGAAAAUAAGUAAUAUACCAGAAGGUCGACAGUGGAAAAUUGAGUACUCUGGAGGUUACGGUUCAACGAAUGCUAAUACCGUAAAGAUUACUAUCCAAGUUAAUGACGCCACGUGUUUCGAUGCAGGCUGGUAUCGGUGCUAUUUCCGUUUCAGUACGUCUCAAGAAGGGUCGUCAACCCUAUACGAACUGAAGUGGAAUGAAACUAUUGAUCAAGGUGCUAUCGAUAUGGACUCUAAAAGUGGACAUGGUCAAAUCUCGGUCGGAGAGUUGAUCACAUUGACAUGCACUGCUAAUGGACCGAGUUAUCUUCGGACAGUCUGGACAUACACCAAUAAGACUUCCUCCAAGGUACAAAGAUAUAAUACUAAAAACAAUAUCAUAGACUUCAACCCAACGAAAGCCUUCAAUUGUAAUGGGUGCAGGACUCAUUUCCAUAUGACAAGACUGAAAUUUAAUUUGGGCACAUCCGAUGACGGCACGACCUUUUACUGUUACGUCUUUAAAAAUGACACUCUGAAAAGCAAGGCUCACUUUAAAUUAGAGUCUAUAAAGUCUACAUAAUCAAAUAUUGGAAUUCCAAUACAAAAUUAGAUUUGUUUUGGCUUGUGUUGAAAUGGUAUAUAAAUGUACUUUUAUGCCCUAUUUUCCAGGAGUUGUUGUUCUUUAUUUUCUUAUUAGUCUUUUUUACGAGUUUUGUAAAUCCUGUUCAUUAUGUAAAUCCUGUAAAGUACGACCUACUAUAAGAUAUAUAAAAAAAAUUAA